This is a messenger RNA of Trichomycterus rosablanca, 1843 nucleotides long. RefSeq names its product Josephin domain containing 1 (gene josd1). Gene Ontology annotation, molecular function: cysteine-type deubiquitinase activity. The transcript has 5 exons. Gene Ontology annotation, biological process: protein deubiquitination. Lineage: Eukaryota; Metazoa; Chordata; Actinopteri; Siluriformes; Trichomycteridae. The record is from RefSeq and is a predicted model, not a curated record. The coding region runs from base 532 to 1245 and encodes 237 amino acids.
ACAGGCAGCAGAAAGCUAAUGACGUGUUGCGCAUGCUCGAGCUGAGACGUAUAGCUGCAAGGAAAAGUGUGAGGCACAAUGGAAUAAACAACGGCAGGAAGAGCUGUAUAAAUGUAUAUUAUUCUGAAAAGAAGCAGCUCAGAGUCAGUUAAACUCUGUAUACGCUGAGGCUUUGAUGAAGUGAAUUCUACAAGGCUGCAGUGUGUUAACCUGCCACAAAUUUAGGAUUAUCACCAUAUCACUUGUGGGUGUGGGGGGUGUGUUAUGCUGGAGGUCCUGCUACAUCUAAUUUGAUUCAACAUGGAAAGAACUACUUCAUGAUAGUGUCACAUGGACAGCUCACAAAGGAGACACGAGGGCUGAUUAAAACAAAUAUUUACCUUCUACUUUUUUCAUUUUUUGUUGUUUCAAUCAAAACACUGAACUGGCUUCAAUUUUCUUACUGUGGCCACCUUCCCCUCCCCUUGCCACACACCUGGAGCAACUAAGUGGUUGCUGUGGAGAUGACAGCACUGGCGUAGUAGCACGGGGAUGGGGAGUACACCAUGUUCUGGUAAGGGGAGGGGGGUUGGUGGGUUUCAGGAGUUGGGCUGUAUGCCAUGGAAGGUAAGCAAGCAGAAAGGUGGUGCUGUUGGAGGUGCAUUUGCCCCUGAGCCAGAUGAAGGGCCAAAUGCCAAAAUCUCUCCUUCGUCAUUACAACCCCCUGUCAUCUACCAUGAGAAACAGCAUCGAGAGUUGUGUGCUCUUCAUGCACUAAAUAAUGUCUUCCAGGAUGGUGCUGCUUUCAGCAAAGAGACGCUUCAAGAAAUCUGUCAGAGACUCUCCCCUAGCACUUUGGUAACCCCUCACAAGAAGAAUAUGCUGGGUAAUGGCAACUAUGAUGUGAAUGUCAUCAUGGCUGCAUUGCAGACUCGUGGGUAUGAAGCUGUUUGGUGGGAUAAAAGAAGGGAUGUUUGCAGUAUUUCGCUGCCAAAUGUAACAGGCUUUAUUUUAAAUGUGCCAUCCAACCUUCGCUGGGGGCCUCUGCGUCUGCCACUUAAACGGCAGCACUGGAUUGGUGUGAGGGAGGUGGGUGGAGUCUACUAUAACUUGGACUCCAAACUACGCAGUCCUCAUGCCAUUGGAACAGCUGAUGAGCUCAGGAAGUUCUUGUGUCACCAGCUUCGUGGCAAGAACUGUGAACUCCUGUUGGUUGUGUCAGAAGAAGUGGAGGCCCAUCAGACAUGGAGGUCUGAGAACGUUUAAACCUUUCCCAUAGCUUUCUUGCAUUUUCCAGCUUAUGCUCAGGAGGACAUGUAUGGUUCAAUCAGGGAACCAAAUAAGUGCAAAGGAAAUUGCACUCAAUAAGUCACAAAAGCACACUGGUGAGACGUUUUGUUUACACACACAAACACAAAAUGCUGGACUUGAACUUAAACUGAAAAGGACAUCAAACAGGGAUAUCACUGAAAAUAACACUACGCUGGUCUAUAGGCAAUUUAUUUAGUCUUUGGGAUUUUAUUGAAUUUUUUGUCAGCCCUGUCCUUUCAUGCUGUCUUGAUAUCAACAUGAGACCUAUCAGAUUCAGUGAUGCAUUCUUCGUAUAUGUUACCGUACCAAUGUCACUUUAUCUGUGACCCAUUAUGUCUGUGUGAUUGUAUAACUUAUGUGUUACACUUUAGCCUGGCCUCACAGUGGACGAUUUGCAAAAGAAAUAUCAGUACCAUUGCUUGACUGGUCUGUGUUCCUUAAUGUAGCAAGUAAAGGACGAGUAUCUAAAGCAGUACAGCAUGGCACAGUAAUAACUAGGUGUUUCAUAUUUAUUUCUGAAUAAUUCUUUGGAAGAAAUGUUAUUAUUUUUAUU